Paramecium primaurelia is the source of this 1183-nucleotide messenger RNA. NCBI's taxonomy places the organism in Eukaryota, Ciliophora, Oligohymenophorea, Peniculida, Parameciidae. The record is from the annotation of a GenBank genome assembly.
AUGUAAUUAAAAUAAAGAAAGAGAAUUGAUAUCUCAGAUGAUCGUAUUAAUUUGAUAUUUAUAUAUAAGCUCUCUUUUUCAAUGAUGAACCCAUACACAAAUUGAGGAAGUUUAAAUUGAAGAAAUUUGCAGAUUUAGAAACUCUAAUACAUCAAUAAAGUUAACGUAGAGAAUCAUUUAACUAAAAUGUGAAUUAAAAUAAGUUAUAAUAACAAUAUAAGAACCAAUCACUUGAUCAAGGCAAGAUGAUAGAUUAUGUAAAAGUUUAAAAUAAAGAGUAUUGAUCAAAAUAUGAUUUCAUAGGUUAAACAAAGUUAAAUUACAAUAAAAACUUUUGAACCGAUCCCGUAUACUAUAAGAUGAACCAUAAAAAAAUAAAGAUAAUAAUUUACCUUUCGUUGAAGUAAUUCUAUACAUUAUCUAUUAAGUAAUACCUUUUUAGAAAAACAUUUUAUAACAUCAUCAAAAGAUCUCAUCUUAAACAUGAAAGCAUUAAAGCCUCUUUAAAGAAAGUUGAGACUCUUUUAAGUGGCAUAGAUACAACUAGAGAUUAAUAUCCUUUGCUUUCACCUAUUGUUUAAACUAAAUAAAAUUAGAUCAAAACUUGUAGAAAUGAAGAUAAUUCAAGUUAUACUAUAAAAUCUCAAUUGCUUAAUGUAACUGAAUCACCAACUGUUAGAGAUAGAUCAUCUUCUCUUAAGUAAACUAUUGAGUAGAAUAAUGAAAUAAGAAGUAAUUUAAUAUAAUUUCUACAUUUUAGUUAUGAGGAGAGCAAAAGUAAAAGAAAUAAUUUAUAAAACUGAGGAAACUAGAGAACGAAGUAUGGCAGCUGUAAGAUAAUUGCUAAUUUAAAUAGAAACUAUCAGUUUAUAGUGAAAAACCAGAUAGUAUUUAGCCAACAAAAAAAUAAUUAUAAUAACUUAGAUUUAGAUGGGUUAGAAAACUAAAGUAUAAAAUUGAAUUACACAACAAUUAAAUGAAAUAAUUUAUGGAUUUCUUAGAAUAUCUAAAAUCAUCUGAAAUAAAAGUAACAAAUGAAGAUCAUUAAUAUUUAAAAUACUAUAGAGAUAAAUUAUUAAAUGGUGAUCAUCUUGUUGACUAAGAUUUUUAGAUGAUGAUCAAUGAUAAAAAUACUAAUGAAAUUGGAUAAUUAAUUAGAAAUUCGAUAGCUAUUGAAAAUUGA